UAUACGUGUGUGUGUGGGUGUUGGGUUGUGCACACAAUAAUGCACUCAAUAGGGGGAAGAAAGAAGGGGUUCGAUUCAUAGUUAGACAACACAACCAAAAGCUUGGUGUAUCUAUCUAUCUUUGAAUCUAUAUGCUAGUCUAGCUAGGGCUUGAAUCUAUAGGGCAUGUCCCUUUGAGGUUCUUUCUAGAUCUUCAUUGUCUUUUUGUGUCGUAGCUACAAGAAAGACUUGUCUGAUCAGUAUUUGUGUUUGUAUCUGUGCUUGUAUGUGUAAGAGAGAGAGCAGAGAGAGAGCAGAGAGAGAGAGAAUGGCAUUACAAGCUGUGGUCUUCCAACAAGAUCCAUUCAACCAUGGCUGCAAGGAUCAAUCUCAAUUUCAAAACCCAGAUGGCUUUAUUUUCAACACAACCAAUUGGGAAUCCCAAAAUGCAUACUUGGACGAGAAAAUUAAUCCUCCGGUGGUGGUUGUGGCGGCGCCUCCAGGACAGUCAAAGAGGCGUAGAAUCAGAAGCAUCAAGAACAAGGAAGAAGUUGAGAAUCAAAGAAUGACACACAUUGCUGUCGAACGCAAUCGAAGGAAGCAAAUGAAUGACUACCUCAACGUCCUCCGAUCCACCAUGCCUUCCUCUUACUCUGAACGCGGAGACCAAGCGUCGAUAAUUGGAGGAGCAAUAAAGUAUGUGAAGGAAUUGGAGCAACUCCUUCAAACCCUUGAAGCCCAAAAGAGAUCAGUCAAGCAACAAUCAGCAGCAGAUACUACUGCAGCUAGUGUCUUCUCCGACUUCUUCACCUUCCCUCAGUACUCAACUUGGUCUAAUUCUCAUCAUGAAAACCCAGAGAAGCAAUCCUUCAAUGUUGCUGAUGUGGAAGUCAGAAUGGCAGAAAAGCAUGCCAACAUCAAAAUAUUAUCAGAGAGACAACCAAAGAGAUUGAUGAAGAUUGUUGGAGGGUUGCACUCUCAUGGACUUACCAUUCUUCACCUUAAUGUCACAACUAUUGACAAUACUGUCCUCUAUUGUGUCAAUGUCAAGGUUGAAGAUCAUUGUAAGCUGAAUUCAGUGAACGAGAUAGCAGCUGCUGUUUAUGAGAUGAUGGGUGGUGUUCAUGAAGGCCAAGACUAGAGUAGGCUGAGUCUUAGUUGAAGAAGUGUAUGGCUAUAGUUUCUCAUCAUGUAAUAAUUAUUAGUUUAUUAUGAGCAUUUCAAUAAUCAAUGUAGAACCAA
Messenger RNA from Tripterygium wilfordii, 1221 nucleotides. RefSeq names its product transcription factor bHLH94-like. Gene Ontology annotation, molecular function: DNA-binding transcription factor activity, RNA polymerase II-specific; RNA polymerase II cis-regulatory region sequence-specific DNA binding; protein dimerization activity. Gene Ontology annotation, biological process: regulation of transcription by RNA polymerase II. The record is from RefSeq and is a predicted model, not a curated record. The transcript is spliced from 3 exons. Bases 266 to 1120 code for a protein of 284 amino acids. NCBI's taxonomy places the organism in Eukaryota, Viridiplantae, Streptophyta, Magnoliopsida, Celastrales, Celastraceae.